Molecule: messenger RNA, 4172 nt
Organism: Danio rerio (zebrafish)
Lineage: Eukaryota; Metazoa; Chordata; Actinopteri; Cypriniformes; Danionidae
Source: RefSeq, a predicted model, not a curated record
CCAGUUUCAGAUGUUAUGAAGAGAGAGUCAGCUGAUAUUACUAUUGCAGAAAUGAGCCACACAGACAUCUGUGAAGAUAACAGGAUCUGCUUGGACGAUUAUAUGGAGCCAAAGAUAGACAUCAGACAAGAUGGCAAAGACGAGAGGAAACGAAGCAGUCGGACUUCAUCUUUACCCAGCCUAUGGAAUGGCAGAAAGGACUGGGGUAAAACUAGGCACCUGCAUCCAUUGCUUGCCUUGAGUUCCUCCUCAAUCCCAGCUCUCCCUGCUGCUCCUGUUAACCAGCUCAGUAAGUCUGCACCGAUCCUGAUGAACCCUCUUCUCCACGCAAAUGGGCUGCUGCAGGCACGGGCUAACAUUCAGAACAGGCUAAGAGGUGUUGAAACUGGGGAAGAUGAAAAGCAAAAGAUACCGCAAACUCCAUGUUCUAGGACACCUAACCAUAUUGCUCCACUGGACAGCAGAUAUACGGACAACUCUGCUCUGUCAAGUUUUGAGCACCCACUGCUCUUUAAACAAACUAGCAUUUUGCCUGUUUUAUCACAGUCCAGGCGAAGACUAGAAAAAAUCUCCAGGCAGUCUUCCAGAAGAUCCAGAGCAGGCAGUGAAGAAAGCAACUCCUGCAGCAGUAGCAGCCAAGAAGAGGAUGAGGCUGUGCCUCAAAUUACACAGAGGCGGCAUGUAAGCUUGGGGAAGUCAAUGAGUUUUAAAUUAGGAAACUGUUUGGAUUUUCAGGAUUUAGUCAGUUCUGUAAUUAACAUUAGCAUUUCAGACAAAAUGAAAGGCUGUAUUAAACCACCCAUUGCUACAGAGUUUGAAGAUAAAAUGAAAUGCAAGCCUUCCAAAGCACCUGAAAAAGACCUUCAGGAAAAGUCUCCACCUAUGGACUGUUGCCAUGUGUCUGAAGCACCCAGAAACAUAGUCAGAGAAUUACAACCUACAGCAAAAAGAUGCCAUUUUCUUGCAGGUGAGAAAAAUAUAGCUAAUCUUGAUAUGGACACGGAAGAAAAAUACACUCAUGAAAAGAACAAACCAGUUAAGAUGAUAAAGAGAAGUGAAAGAAAAGGCAAAACAUCGAUUCAGACAAAUCAGUCAUUCAAUGUGCUUGCACACAGAAAUCAAAGUACUGGGAAAAUCUCAUCCAAUAGAAUAAAUUCACCAACUCAGUCAAAAGUGCAACUUAGAGGAAAUAAACCGACAAGCCUUGCUAUAGGAGAAACUACAAACAAAUAUGUAACUUGUAAAAAAAAUGCAGAUGAAGGCCCCACACCAAGAAGAGUCUCUGAACCUUUUCAGCAUGUGGUGUCAAAUGAUCAAAAACAACUUCACAGAGAUCUUAAAAGUGCAAGAGCCCCCAAAAAGCCAGUAACAGGACCAGCACAGCGAGCAAGAUCUGCUGUGGAUUAUGCCACUUACAAUGAUAUGUUUCUGAAGAUAGGUCAGGGAGAUGAAGGUCCAGCAAUCUACGAAAUGUUUGCAACUCCACUCUAUGAAAAUCUUAGAGCAGACAGCUCUGCAGAGAGAAAAAGACAGAUCCAUACACCACUUCAAGUUAAAAGACAGAUCAGUGGGAAACUGAAAGGCCAAAAAACGGUGGAUGUAAACAGAAGAAAAAAAACAUCAGAGAGAUCCAGUCGAGUUAAAUGCAGGCAACUCAAACACAGAGACAAUCUUAACAAAGCGACUAAGAAACACCUACCUCCUUCAGAGUGUAAAUGCCAUGUCCUCGUAACCUCUGCUUCUGAAACUAGCCAGCGGAAGAAAUUUGAAAGGCCUGAGGGCGAAGGAAAGGACAUUUCAAGUGUAGAAAGGCAAUGUACUUCCAUACUGUCAGUGAUUGAAGAAGUACUUUCCAACACGGCAUCCAAAGCAAAUCUCAUAAAGAACAUAAUACAUCAAGAACAGACUCCACUGAAGGCAAAUGCCAACAGGGAGCCAGAAGUAUUGUGUGUGACCAGAUUACCAGCACAGCCAUUGAUUAAUACCUGGACAAGUGAUGGAACGGCAUCACCUGUGUACCAAAGGUUUCUAGAGGGAGUCGGUGAUGGACCUCUCACUGAUGAUUUGCUGCGAUCUUUGGCAGAGGAACUGCUCUUACUUGAGAGAAGAGAUAUUGAAACUCUGAAAACCGAAAACGAAGAUGGCACCGAGUUUAAUCGUGACUUGCAUUCAAAAUUCAAGAUUCUUCAGAAUGAGGGUGUUUCAUCAGGCAAACUACAUUACACUUUUGGAUCUUGCUCAGGUGAUGCCAUCACAUGGACAAAAGGAGAAGUUUUGGGUAAAGGAGCAUAUGGAACAGUGUAUUGUGGGUUAACCAGCCAAGGUCAGCUGAUUGCAGUAAAACAGGUGGCACUGGAUGCUUCAACUUCAGAGAUAGCAGAAAAAGAGUAUGAUCGCCUGGAGAGAGAGGUUGAUCUCCUGAAGAACCUUAAACACACCAACAUUGUUGGCUUUUUGGGCACAGCUUUAUCUGAAAAUAUUGUAAGCAUCUUUAUGGAGUAUAUUCCAGGUGGCUCCAUCUCAAAUAUCUUAGGCCAGUUUGGUCCCUUGCCAGAGAAGGUGUUUGUUCUGUACAGCCAACAGAUUCUGGAGGGUGUUGCCUACCUUCACGCCAACAGGGUAAUUCAUAGAGACCUGAAGGGGAACAACAUUAUGCUUAUGCCCACUGGAGUGGUCAAGCUAAUUGACUUUGGUUGUGCUCGACGUCUUAGCUGUCUUCAAACCUCAACUGGAAGUAAGGGCGAUCUUUUAAAAUCUGUUCAUGGUACCCCGUACUGGAUGGCACCAGAGGUGAUAAAUGAGACUGGUCAUGGACGAAAAUCUGACAUCUGGAGCAUUGGCUGCACUGUCUUUGAAAUGGCCACAGGAAAGCCACCACUCGCACACAUGAAUAAAAUGGCAGCUCUUUAUUACAUUGGGGCUCGAAGGGGGUUGAUGCCUUCUCUGUCUGAUGACUUCUCGACAGAUGCAAAGGACUUUGUCCAGGCUUGCUUAACCAGAGAUCAAAGACAGCGACCUUCAGCAGAGGAACUGUUAAGACAUCCAUUCAUUUCUCAUCACAGCAAAGCCUGCUAUAGGCCAAUAAACUAAACUCUUAAUUUAACAAUUAAAAAGUCAAGCAAAGUCACAUUGUGACGCAACAUAUAUUACCAUGGACAAGUUUAUAAUUUAUAAAAACACAACAAGUUCUGUAAAUAGUAAUUUGAUAAAUGUGCCAAUAGGUUUCUUAACACAAUAAAUGAUCACAUACACAAAGACUGAGGUUAAGGUAGUGGAAACCAUUGAAUUUAUUUUUAAAUCUAAAUAAAAUUUGGAAAAUACCAAAAAACAAAAAAAAAGAAAAAUGCCAGAGUUCGCACUUGCCUUAAUUCAAAUGCAGUUUAGUGAUCCAAAGUAAAAACGAUGGUUUGUACAAUGCUGGCCUCAUUUACCUAUAGCUUCACACUGAAUAGAAUCAAAACCAAAAGAUCAAAACCAUUCAUCCUCUUUCAGAAAUAAUGUUGAGGGCCUGUAAAAGCCCAGAUUUCUUUGGGUCAGCACUGUGAUAAUGGAACUCCCCUUUUACCCACCUAUGUUUCUGGUCAUUUGACAUUGACUUACAGAGUUGCACAAAUAGGCUACUGCUUCAAGCCAAGAAAUAUAUAAAAUGCACUUCACAGCGAAGGUUGUGUAAACUUCAAAGAACUAGAAUUUUUGAGGCACAGCCUUUGGCAUCCAGCUUAAGGUCAUCUUGAAGGUCAAAAAAAGGUACAAAUUGCAUGGCCACUGACAACAUGCCAGGUAAUUGGAUUACCACAGGGUGCGGAUUGCCGGCUAGUUCACCCCCUCCUGGUAGCAACGUGGAACGCCAGUUCUAGAGCACAUCACUGGAAGGCUGUGCUAGAAAUGCCAACAACAGAUUCUAACACUGAGUCACAAAAUCCCCCCAACCCCCAUAUAUUUAAAUCCAUAUAUAUAUAUUUAUCUAUCUAUAUAUAUGUUUUGUUUUUUACAAGCAGCUCCAAACCUGAGAAGUUAUGGUACAGCUUUUAUCAUACGAGAAUGUAUGUACAUUUUUAUCCACUCUCUGUAAACAAUUCUCGUCCCUUUCAUUAUAAACAUGCAGCUCAAAUAAAAGGUAUAAGAUGAAGGGAAAGAAAACAAAGGAACAUUCAAUAAACUAUGGAACUUAA